AUGGUGAAAUAUUCAGAAGUUCCGAUGGGCGACAAAUCCGACCUUGAUCGUCUGACAGACGGCCAGGAAGGCAGAGAAAUCAUCAUCGUCGCAACUUGGCUCCGGCCGACGAAGCUUAUCGGACUUAUCGACCUCUUUCUAGCCCUUAUUUGCUACUUGGUCGCAGAAAUUUUACGAUCCUGGGUACACCCUAUCUCCGACGAUCAAAGAGACUUCUACUACCAAGGCCUUUGGCAAAUUUGCUCUGUUCCAGACCAGCUCUUAAAUCAAUGCACCGUUGACCCAGAAUCUUGUGAAGAAAUCGAAGCUGAAUGCGCAACAUACAACUCUGCAUACGGACUUUGGACAAGAAUAAUCUUCACGCUUUGUUUCUUGGUUUCAUUCGUCUCUUUCAUCGCUGGAAUCAUUGCGUACUCGAAUAGAGAGCGAAGAGAUUGGUACAAAUACCUCGGGUGGAUUUUGGUCGUGACAUCUUUGUUUGUGCUCAUUUCCCUGACGAUUUUCCCGUCCGGUUUUAUCCGAAAUUUCCCAUUUUACACAAAAUGGUUCUUUGGCCUUGGCUACGGAUUUGGCUGGGCAGCUCUUUGCCUCACGCUUCUUGCUGGCGUUCUUUUCAUCCUUGGCCACGGUCAAAACAAGAAGAAACGAUUCGUCGCAGAGAAACGCAUUCGAAUUUGA
This is a messenger RNA of Oikopleura dioica, 678 nucleotides long. Lineage: Eukaryota; Metazoa; Chordata; Appendicularia; Copelata; Oikopleuridae. The record is from the annotation of a GenBank genome assembly.